AUGGCAAGUUCACUUUCACUAGAGCUCUACAGCGAUCCAUGGGGAAUCAAAAAGGUUCUCACAGACUCUGAUACUUCACACAACAACAUGCUUAUAUUAUAUGGAUGUCAAGUUGAAGUGAUGGUGCUGCCUGAGUUAAGUGAAGAUGCUGCAAACGAUGCUCAAACCGAUGAUGGAACUGAAGUCAAAUUCUGGGACAUCGAUACCGAAUCUCUGCACGAACUGGUUUUGAAGCGAAAGAGCAGUUAUAUCCUCACAGGAAAUUGGAAUGAAGAUUUUAUCAGAAGAAGGAAUCUGAAUGCUAGAGAUGAAAUAGGGCUUGAAUGGGAUCCCUACAAUAAUCGCUUCAAUUUUAGUGUUCUUAUGCGUGCUUGA
Molecule: messenger RNA, 375 nt
Organism: Prosopis cineraria
Lineage: Eukaryota; Viridiplantae; Streptophyta; Magnoliopsida; Fabales; Fabaceae
Product: putative B3 domain-containing protein At1g78640
Exons: 1
Coding region: 1-375 (124 amino acids)
Source: RefSeq, a predicted model, not a curated record